AUGGUUCAACGAAGGAAGCAGCUUAAGCCAAGCGGCCCAGAGAGGGAUAGGCCAGAAGCUAACCUGUUCCUACGGAGCUGUCCUGAUACAAAAUCGCCAUUGGUAGCUUUGCCAGCGGAAAUUCAUGGUAUCAUAACGAGCCUUCUCGUUCAAUCCCGAGACCUCAAUCAUCUUUGUUGUACGUGCAAGACCUUGAGUGCCGUUGUCCUCCCUACACUCUACCACACCAUCGAAUUGAAAAUUCCGCAGCAAUGGAGUCGGCUCCCUUCGCUAGAGAACCUUCUCGCAUCUUCAUCGGAAGGCCUCAAGUAUACCAGAUCUCUGAGGAUUGUUCCGAGACAGUACCGUCAAGACGUCGUCGAGAAUGAACACGAGUUCGGAGACGAAGAGGAAUCUGUAGCAGAGACCGAAGUGGACGAUGCAGAAGAGGAGGAAGACGGAGAGGAAGACGAUGGGUUAUUCAGAGUCUAUCGUCCACGCACUUCAGCUUCCAAUGCUCUGAAUGCCUUCAUCCGCGUGCUUAUAGCAAAACUUCCACCGCAGCAGCUCCACACGUUCUGGUGGGAACACGAUUGUCCACUCAACACCCUUACUCUUUCGAUCGUGCUCAAGCACCAAGCGACCUCACUCCGCACCCUCAACCUCAGAGAUUAUACCGGUAAUUGGAGGAAAGCGGACCUAGCAAAAUUGACGAUGGGGGGCUUAACAACUCUCGGUAUCGAUGAAUUGGGAAGGGGUGAUUCAUGGGCAAUAGAGUUGCUAGCGAGGAAUUACCAAGAAUUGCGCAAAUUGCGACUCGGCAGCGAAAUGGAUCUUGUCACAGAAUAUGCAGAGGAUGGAUGUUUGGAUUCUAACGAGGACGGCCGCUUCCAACUCACCGAGAAUUUUGCAGAGCUCCUGAAAGACAAAGUCGCGGCUUUGAAUGGACCCUCCACUCCUGUUGUACGGCUUGAUUCCCUGUCGCUGGUUGGGCUCAAUCUCUUUUAUUUCGCCAAAGGCUGGAUCGAGCCUGUCAAUGACUUCACCAGUUUGAGCAUGCUGACACUCGAAUCAUGCGCUUGUGUGGAGGCAGCUUUUCCUUUGCUCAUGGCGGUAGAGGCUGGUAGACGUAAAGCGAAGAGCGCUCUUCGGCUCCAUACUUUUGCAAUACGACACGAAAACACCAGCGAUGAAUUCUUGCAGGGACUAGAAAGCUUCCUGCUCUCAUUGAAGCCACUCACUAAUCUUCAUGUACUCUUGGAAGGUUGUUAUGAAAGGGAUAUCGAAAUGGGUAAAGUACUGAAACUUCACGGGAAAUGCUUACGAUCUCUUGUAUGGCAACAAAGGACGAGGCCAAGGAGUAAUAUGCUCGCGGACACUUCACUCUUUCCAGACGACUACGAGGAAUUGAAGCUUGUCGCAAAAUAUUGCACUGGGCUCAAAGCCUUGGGAAUCUCGCUUGAUUGGGCAGAUAUUGCAAGGUCCGAAGAUAGCCAUGAAGAGAUUGCUUCUUCAUUCUCUCAAUUGAGUCAGCUUCAGACUUUGAAUAUACGAAAUCUACCAGCGGCAUCGACAUCUAGAACCUGGCUUCCCACUGAUUACAUGAUGGAAGGCCUAGCCACAAUGCUCCUCAAUAUCGUCACCAAUAAGACGCGAAUCGAGCAAGGACCGGUACUGAAAACCCUAGCCAUUGGCGCAUCAACGUAUGGGAGUGUCAGGGGGGCCAUGAGCCAUUAUUCUCCAAACAGUGCCUCAACAUUCCUUCAACUUCGCAUCUACCACGUAAACUACGACUGCCGAUACCGAGAUCUUAUCUCUCCGAAGUUGCACCUGAUAGCAAGGGGGACGGCCGCUGAUGCAUGGGGUAACGCCGAGAAUCUCGACAUAUUCGCGCUGUAUUGGCUUGACGGCGCUCCGCAAGACGCCCGGACCCGUUUUUGA
Messenger RNA from Letharia lupina, 1920 nucleotides. RefSeq lists its product as uncharacterized. NCBI's taxonomy places the organism in Eukaryota, Fungi, Ascomycota, Lecanoromycetes, Lecanorales, Parmeliaceae. The coding region runs from base 1 to 1920 and encodes 639 amino acids. The transcript has 4 exons. The record is from RefSeq and is a predicted model, not a curated record.